UUGAGAAAAAAGAUGUCACUGCUCUUCCGAAUGUAGAAAAUUGUUUGAAUUUGGUUGUUCCGGGAAAAGAUGCAACAGACUCAGAUCAAAUCCUCAGCCUUGGAGAACUCUGUGAGUUACAGUCAAAAUUAAUGUUGAUUGCCGGAGAGGCAGAAAAAGGUCAGCGUAAUGUCAACAUAUUUGUAGAAAACUUGACUUCCAUCCAGAAAUUAACAGAAGUAUAUGUGAAAUUACUUGAAUCUGGAUGCAUGCUAUUCAAUGAGUGGUGUCUCACAGUCAGAUGUCUGAGUGAAUUGAGCAAUAUCACAAACUCGAUUAAAAUUGACAUCAAAUUUACUUCUGAUACUCCAUUGAUCUCUUCUGUUGGAACUCACACAGAUUUGGACAAACUUACUGGAAUAUUAUCAGAAUCUUUGCAAGGAUGGAUCGAUUAUGUUUCAACAAAACGAAUGGACUUCUACUACCUGAAUGAAUACAGUAUUCAGCAAAUACUUCAUCUAUGUAGACAACUUCGUAUAUUCAAGCAAACAAAACAUUUGCCUGCACAGGUUUUUGCUCUUCUGUCGUUUGUGCGAAAUGAUUUCACUCCCGAAGAUUUAGUAGAAUGUUUAGAAAAUUUAACUGAGACUAUAGAUGAUUCACAAAUGAAAGUUGACAUUGGAGCUGGUGCAAUGGAACUGGAAUCAGAAGAUGACAAUCUGUCUGAUGAUGAAUCAGAGGAUGAGAAUUUGUCUGAUGAUGAAUCAGAGGAUGGGAAUCUAUCCGAGGAUGAAUCAGUUGAUGAAAAUGAACUGAUAGAACAUCAGCAAGUAACUCAAACUGAAUUGAAGAAACGUCUUGAAAAAGUUAGAAGUUUAGUACGUGAUGGGAUUGAUGAAAAUCUAGCCAAAGCUGCUGUUCAAUCAGAAGGAUGCGAUGAUUUGUCAAAAUUACAAUAUUGGGCUCUUUUGCAUGAUGGAGAAGAUGAUUUAAUUCAAGGGCUUUGUUCAACUUUUAACGAUGCCAUUGAAUUAAAUCAAGAAGAAAGUUUAGAACUUCAAAUGCUGGCAUCAGCUUUAAGUACAAGUGGAAAUACUUUGUUGGGAGUGAUCGGCAGAUUACGAAAAAAUAUUAUAUCAACUAUUGGAAGUAAUUUUUUGGAUUCUGUCAACACUAUAUGCAAUGGCUAUUUGGACGAAGCUAUUGGAAUCGAUUUAGAGGACUACCUAAGUAUUGAACAACUGGGCAAAUGCUUAGACAAUUUGAGCCAGGAAGGUCAAUCUCAUCGUCAACUAAUUCCUGGAUUAAGACAUGGCCAGCCCAAUCUUCUAGUUUGCAAUGAAGAAGAUAUUCUCCCUACAGUGCUAUCGUUGUACAUGAAUAACAUUGAUCAACCUUUACCUGGGAGAUCAGAAGUUGUUAUAUGCAAUGAGGAAACAACUGCAGAUGAAGUUGAAAGAUUUUUUCGAAGAGCAAUGUGUUCUUGUCAGCAUAAUAAUCAGCAUUUGUUCACUUUGGCUUUUGCUGAUAAAUUGAAAUUGGAAGUUUCAACAGCGGUAGAAGAAAUAUUUCGGAAAUUGUCAUCUUGUAACGAAGAAAAACUUAAUAAAAAGUAUCAACUUGUAAUUGUAACAAGCAGUCAAAAGCAUUAUCUCUCAACUUGUUUUGACAAGUAUCUUGCUGAUGGUAAGUGGAGUGCUUCAAUGAGUGAAAUACAAGAUUAUUUGAAAAUGCAUCUUGAAAAUAGGAAAACACAAAUGAAAAAACAUGACAAAACUGGACUGGACAAUUUUCUUGUAAAAGUUGUAAUGUCGGAUAGAUCUGGAGUUGGAAAAUCAUUAUAUGUAAAACGAGUUAAAGAAAAGCUCGAAGAUUCUGUGAAAAAUAAACUUCAUUCUACUACAAUACGUUUACUUGAGAACAAACUGGACUCUGACUACAUUAUUGAAAAAUUGAAUGACAUAAACAGGCAUAAUGAAACUCGGAAAGACAGUGUUUCAUUGAUUCACAUUGACUUGACACCUGCUGUUCAACAUGGGAUAAAAUCUUUCGCAUUCAAUCUUUUUGUUCUUGGAAGUAUCCAAGGUAGUCGAGGACAAGUGUGGAAAACACAUCCGAAUCAUUUAUACUUUAUUGAAAUGACAGAUUUUGGCUCAACUGGAAAAAAAAGAUUUUCGAAUCAACAUAUAUUGAAUAUGUUGCCCUAUGUGAAAUGUUUUUCUCCGCAAGAGAUAUUGAAUGGAUGCAAUAAAAAUUUUGAUGAACAAAUUGGUAUGGAUGUCGAAGAAUUUUCAUCUGAAACAUUUCAAAGGCCAUAUCAAUAUCUACUGAGACAUGAUAACAAACAGGAUCUGGAUCUUUUUGCCUAUUCUACACCAGAAGGGAACCAAGAUAACUGCAUUGAAGUCUUACUACGUCACUGCUGCAUGCAAAAUCCAUCUUGGGCUCAACUUCGGCACUUCUGUAGCUUUCUCAACGUACAGCUACAAAAUUGUGAAAAAUCUGUGUUUUGCACCAGUCCAGCUAUAAAACAAGAUUUGAAUGGAUUGAAAGAAUUUGCUGUAAAGUUAUGAUAAGAAUGGCC
Styela clava is the source of this 2563-nucleotide messenger RNA. Lineage: Eukaryota; Metazoa; Chordata; Ascidiacea; Stolidobranchia; Styelidae. The record is from RefSeq and is a predicted model, not a curated record.